This is a messenger RNA of Closterium sp. Naga37s-1, 1337 nucleotides long. NCBI's taxonomy places the organism in Eukaryota, Viridiplantae, Streptophyta, Zygnematophyceae, Desmidiales, Closteriaceae. The record is from the annotation of a GenBank genome assembly.
AACGUGGAGGUGUAUGGAGACCACAGCGGCUCGCGAUUCUUUCUCCUCCGCCCGCUCCCCCCACCUCUGGAAAUCAAAGCUCCUCGCCGUCGAAAGUCGUUUUCCCCCCACCCCUCCCCCACCCCCUUCCUCAGAACGUGGAGGUGUAUGGAGACCACAGCGGGUUGCGCUUCUUCCUCCGCCGCUCCCCCACCUCUGGAACUCGGAGCUCCUCGCCACAUGGGACUCCUCAAAUGUCUUUUCCCCCCCACCCCACCCACCCGCCCCCUCGCGUUCUUCAGAACGUGGAGGUGUCUUCUGAGACGUCUCAAAAGGGGACCACAGCGGCUCGCACUUCUUCCCCCCUCCUCUGGAACUCGGAGCUCCUCGCCACAUGGGACUCCUCAAAUGUCUUUUCCCCCCCACCCCACCCACCCGCCCCCUCGCCUUCUUCAGAACGUGGAGGUGUCUUCUUAGACGUCAACGUGGAGAACGUGGAGGUGUAUGGAGACCACAGCGGGUCGCACUUCUUCCUCCUCCGCCGUUCCGACCAGAUGCGAAACUCGGAGCUCCUCGCGCUGCCUGUUGUUGAUGCCACUGCUGCUGCUGCUGCUGCUGCUGCUGCUGUAGAGCCUUCAUUGGUGCUGCCACAUGACCCCAGUGUGAAGCUCCAAUCAGUGACGGCCUUCAAGCGCCACGUGGUCGUUUUUGAGAGGGUGAAGGGGCUCCAACGGAUCAGAUGCAUCCCCUUGCGAUCCGACGGCUCUCCUGCACCUGAAGAUGCCAAACUGGUGGAAUUCGACGAAGCAGCAUACGAGAUCCGGGCCCUCAGAAGCCGCUUCGAGUCGCCUCUCCUCCGCUACUCCUUCUCCUCCCUCGUCACCCCCACCACUGUGUUCGAGCGAGACAUGGACACAGACAGGCAGGCGGCUAGGAAGGUCGACUGGGUCGGUCCAUCCUUUGACCCCUCCCUUUACUCCUCUCGCCGUCUCUUCGCCACCGCAAAAGACGGCACACAAAUGCCCAUAUCGCUCGUCCAUCGCAACACCCCUGCCAAUGUUGCCGGCGCUCCCAGCGUUUCUACUGAUGCUGCUGCCUGCAGUGGGCCCCCUUGGCCCAUGCUGCUCUACGCCUACGGUGCUUAUGAGGUGAGGGUCGGUGCACAGCAGCAGCAGACGGCACUCAAGUGCCUAUCUCGCUCGUCCAUCGCUGCAGCGCUUGCAGUGCUGCCGGUGCUGCCAGCGACCCGCCUUGGCCCAUGCUGCUCUAUGCCUAUGGCGCAUAUGAGGUGCCCCCGCGCCUCUCUUUCUCCCCCGAUCGCCUCUCCCUGCUUGAUCGAGGGGUGGCCGUGGCGAUAG